Trypanosoma cruzi is the source of this 468-nucleotide messenger RNA. RefSeq lists its product as uncharacterized. The transcript has a single exon. NCBI's taxonomy places the organism in Eukaryota, Euglenozoa, Kinetoplastea, Trypanosomatida, Trypanosomatidae. The coding region runs from base 1 to 468 and encodes 155 amino acids. The record is from RefSeq and is a predicted model, not a curated record.
AUGAGUGAGGAGCGGCUGGAUUCUCUGUUCGACACGGCGGUAGAGGCCGUUGCGGAGCUGGAACGACGUCGUUCGCUGCUCCACAGCUCGCUCCAGGCGGCGCACUUUCUGUACAGUAAUGUUCAGUGGGAGAUGGACCGUGCGGGACUUGUCCUCGGCUUGGCGGCCGUCCCGGCGCCUGAGGGGGCGGUGUGUCCACAGCUGGGCGUGGCGUGGCGUGCCACGUCGACGGAGGAGAUGGACAAGGAAGGGGGAGAAGGGAGCCACGACUGUUAUAAGUUGUCCGUGGUGAAAAUGGCAGCCGGUGAGGGAAAAGAUCCGGCGCGUUGGUUCGCGUCCGUGCCCUCGAAGCGGCUGCGUGCCUGUCAACAGCAAUUUCGUGAGGUGCUGAAUGCAUGCGUGCAGGUCGUGCAGGCGCAGGAGAGAGCACUGGCAGCGGCAGAAAACUAUCGCGUGGCGGCGCUCUAG